AUGUUAUUACCGGGGUGGGAAGAUCCGGUCCGAGCAGAGCGGGCGAGGCUGGCACGCUCGCGGCAGAAAGGCGCCGCUGUGUUGUCCCGCUCGGGGCUUUCGGGAGAGGGAGGAGCGGGUGCAAGGUGCCUGUGCUGUUGCGCGAUUUGUGGGGGCCAGAGGAGAGGAAAAUGGGAAGCAGUUGGGAAUUGGGUGGGAAUUCGCCUUUCUGAGACGCUUCUGGUGAAAUCCUGUGGAUAUUUCCUUGGAAGUGAGGCCCGCUAAGUUUAAUGGGUUAUACUCAAAGACUAUCCAGGCGUCUUGCUGUUCCCUAAACUGGGCCUCCUGUUGUGGCAGACUGGACUUUGAACUUGCACGUGAGGGGAAAAGGUCACAAAUGUCUUCAAGGAAUACAUCACUGGAGCACAGAGCAGAGCAGCACAGUCAUGCUGUCCAUUAUGAUAAAGUAUAUGUGGAUUCCCCUUCUCCAGAAGAUGCUAAUGAGAUACUGAAUUCGGACCCUUUGCCGCCGCCUCUUCCACUGCAGCCACCGUUUGGGCCUGAAUUUUAUCCAAGUGACAAUGAAGAGUCAGCUGGAAUCCCUGAUAUCAAGCCAGUGAGAAAAUUCAUUCCAGAUUCAUGGAAAAACUUCUUCAGAGGAAAAAGAGAUGAUCCAGAAUGGAACAAGCCAGUAUCUGCCAUUUCAGAUGGAAUUCAAUGCUCUCCACCAUCAUCUCCAACACUUACUCCAGUGAAACCAGUCCCUACUUCAGCACCAAGCUCUUAUCAGGAUCCAUAUGGAGGAUCAGGGGGAACUUAUACUUCACAAAAAGAAGCUGAAGCCAUUUUCCCUCCAGAUCCAUAUGGCUCUCUGGGAAAGCAUACUCAGGCUCUGACAUAUAGUGAGAAAGUAGAAGCUUUUAACCUGAGAUAUUCCUACAUGAAAUCUUGGGCAGGAUUGCUUAGGAUCUUGGGUGUUGUUGAACUGCUCUUAGGUGCAGCUGUAUUUGCCUGUAUCACAGCUUACAUUCACAAGGACAAUGAGUGGUACAACAUGUAUGGUUUUUCACAACCAUAUGGCUAUGGUGCAAGCAACAUGUAUGGCAGUUAUUAUUACAAUGGACCCAAAACUCCUUUUGUUCUCGUUGUAGCAGCACUUGCUUGGAUAGUGACUAUUAUACUUCUGGUACUUGGUAUGUCAAUGUACUACAGAACUAUUCUUCUAGAUUCCCACUGGUGGCCUUUAACUGAAUUUGGAAUCAAUGUGGCUUUGUUUAUUUUAUAUAUGUCAGCUGCUAUUGUCUAUGUAAAUGAUACAAACAGAGGAGGACUUUGCUCCUAUCAAUUAUUUAACACACCAAUGAAUGCCGCUUUUUGCCGUAUAGAAGGAGGACAGACAGCUGGAAUUAUUUUUUUGUUUGCAACAAUGAUUUUAUAUCUCAUUGGUGCAAUAGUUUGCUUAAAACUAUGGAGACAUGAAACUGCACGCAGACACAGAGAGUUCAUGGAAGAGCAGAUGAAGUCACAAUCAUUUUCCCCCAAAAGAAUGUAUGAAGAUCAUGAAAAUGACACACCCAAAGUAGCAAUAAAGAAACUGAAGGGUGCAGAAAUGAAACCUGAAGUACUUAAUGGCCAUAUACCAGCAGGACAUAUUCCUAAACCUAUAGUGAUGCCGGAUUACUUAGCAAAAUACCCAUCAAUUCGGACAGAUGAGGAAAGAGACCGUUAUAAAGCUGUAUUUAAUGAUCAGUUUUCUGAAUAUAAAGAGCUGUCUUCUGAAGUUCAGGCAGUUUUGAAGAAGUUUGAUGAGUUAGAUGCCCUUAUGAGGAAGCUUCCUCAGCAUCCUGGAAAUACUCUUGAACAUGACAGAAUUGCCAGUGUUCUCCAACAGUAUAAAAAGAAAAAGAAUGAUCCCACGUUUCUAGAGAAAAAAGAACGAUGUGAAUACCUAAAGAACAAACUUUCUCACAUAAAACAAAGAAUUCAGGAAUAUGACAAAAUUAUGAAUUGGAAUACUUAGAAUGACUUUAAUUUUACCAGCAAGAUUUUUUUUACCAUUUUAAAAUAUUUAUUUACUGUAUAUUUUUUUUCCUGUAAAAUUAGUAACUAAAAUUUAGUAUGUUUAUCUUGUGAAUUAAGGAAAAGCUUUAUGUACCGUAAGAUACUGUAAAACUUUCUAAGAACUUAGUCGAACCAUGUGCACUGAUGAUCCUAUUCUGCAAUAAUAGAUAAAAUUGGUAUCUUUUUACUUUUUUAAUUAAAAAUAUUUGUAUUUCAGUCAUUGAGAUAUUUUCUUAAAUAUGAAUAUGUUGCAUGCAUUCAGGUGUCACUGUCUUAAUUCCAUGUGUAGCUCAGUUACAUGAAAUGCAGUCUUUCAGAGAUCCAUAUGUAUUAAAUAUUGCUUAUGUGCUAGGGUGCCACUUAACUAUUUAUAUGUAAUGACUUACUUGGAACAACAGGGAACCAGGAUUUAGCCAUCUCCUCCUUUGGCAAACAGGAAUUUGGAUUCAGGUUCUCCACAACCCAAACCAGGUGUUUGGUGAUCUCCCAGCAACGUCAAUUCUUAAUUCUCUCUGAACAAUUCCUAAAGAAGUGUUGCACAUUUUGUGUUUAGGACAAAGAUUCACAUUCAUGGAACACUGGAUUGAGCAGUAUUUUACAUAGGUGGUUAACAAAUCCUUUUGUUUGCCUUAUUUUUUGAUUUGGGUAAAUCAAAAGUUUAUAUGAUCUAGUAAAUACUUUAGUUAUAUAGCAAAGUUUACUUUCUAUCCAGUACAAGUCAUCUUGUUCAGCAAUUUUCCUUAUAGCCAUACAUUUUAAAACUAAAGAAUUUUGAAAGUUUAAUAUUUGUAAAUCUUGACAUUCUAAACAAAAAUUGUAGUAUUUUUGUGACCUGUGUCUAUAUUGCAACAAAAUAGGUAUAUUAGAUUCCAUCUGACUGUGCUGUGGCAUUUGAAAAUAUCUAAAUGAUGCAAGUAUAACUUGUUUGUUGGAGGGACAGUUACUUUCAAGUUUUCUCGGUGGACCAUAUGGAUGUGGAAACAAAACCUUUGGGGUCAUUACCAUAGUUUUAAAAUUGAUUCUGAUGCAGAAAAGGACCUAAAUCCAGGUGUUUAGAAAUCUGUGAUUAUAUUUGAAGACCCAUUCCAACUUUAUUUCAUAGGUAGUGCAUUUUGAGUAUACAGAGAAAGUCAUUAGCUUUGUGUGGGAGAAUAUCAUUAGGGAAGUAAGAGUUAAAAGAGAAUGUGAAUGCUAUCUAAGAAAAGCAACAUUCAACCCAAAAAUUUUCAAACUGAAGUAUUGAAUCCUACUUUUACUGCUGAAAUAUAGCCUUGUCACGUAUAUAUCACUGAAUUGUCAAUUAUCUUGUUAUCUUUUAAAUGUGGAUUGGAGAAGUGAUUAUAGCUGACUUUUUCUAAACAGCAACUUAAUGUUGAUUGGAAUGGCAUGUGCAGAAAAACUAUUCAGGAUAUUAAAUAGCCACAGUUUUUUAAUAACAACUCUCAGAAAAUAGAAAUUCCACAAACUCUACCUUUAUGAGUGAGGAAGGAUGGAGCAGAUCUUGCUAAUAAGUUCACAUACCUUUCUACAUUUCUAUAUUGUAUCAUAUCUCAAUUUUUACAGAAGAAUCCUAGCAUAUUGCAGUGAACUUCUACUCGGUGUAACUUUGAAAACAAUUUUCAAAUAACAUGCACUGGAAUGCAAGUCACUUUGCUUUGCUUUCUUUAUAGUGUUAAGUCAUAAUUAACCUUCUGAAAUAUUGAACUGUACAUUUUCAUAAAAUAAUCAGUAAAACAUAUAAUAUAUACCUCAGAGGUUAAUAUUAGCAGUCCUUGGGAAUAGUAUAUUUUUUGUUAAGCAAAUAUUUCAUAUUCACAUUAUUUUAGCGGAAGUUAUAAUCUAGAAGUGCAGAACUGUAAGAACAUUUUUAUCGGUAUAAGUGUGUUUUAUAAGCAUUGAAGAUGUAAAGAAAGAACAAUAAAUUGUAACAUGCUAUAAGCUAUGUGUAAUGUAACAUUUCUAUUCUCUUCACAAUUAUCUUUGGGCAUUCAAAUUUCUUCAAACUUAGCAUUUGAAAAAAAUACAAAACCUUGUGUUAGUGAAAAUGCGGUACAUAAAAUUACUAUAGUGAAGAAAAUGCCUUGCACAAAUGUAUAUAUUAAGCAAAGCUAUAUACUCUGAAUACAUAAACUGAGUAGUACUGCACAUUAGCUCUAGACCUGCUAUCCCCUAAAAUGUUAGCUAAUUUUAAGGGUUAAAUUUGCAUUUUUUUUUUUAUGCUGGUGGAUCUCAAACUAAAGGAAAACUGGGUCUUUUUUGCACCUCUGAAACAUGCAGGCUUUCUGUUUUUCAAGUGGCUUUAUUACUAUUACUUCCCCAUGUUUCCAAAAUGCUAGUUAUAAGCAACUCUUCCAUGGGAUCUGCUGCAAUAUACUAGGGAUGGAGGAAUACUGGGAAUCUAAUCUAUGAAUCUAACACUGCUAGGCAGUUUCACAAUCCUUAAUGUUAAACAGCCUGGCUUGAUUUUCCUUGCUUACAUAAGCAGUGCAGGCCAAACUCUUGU
Molecule: messenger RNA, 4543 nt
Organism: Python bivittatus (Burmese python)
Lineage: Eukaryota; Metazoa; Chordata; Lepidosauria; Squamata; Pythonidae
Source: RefSeq, a predicted model, not a curated record